Messenger RNA from Bufo bufo (common toad), 2131 nucleotides. It is a transcript of the gene TMUB2, whose product is annotated as transmembrane and ubiquitin like domain containing 2. The coding region runs from base 36 to 1043 and encodes 335 amino acids. The transcript has 3 exons. The record is from RefSeq and is a predicted model, not a curated record. Gene Ontology annotation, molecular function: protein binding. Lineage: Eukaryota; Metazoa; Chordata; Amphibia; Anura; Bufonidae.
UGGGACUGUCAGGACCCCAGCGGUGGCCGGCGGACAUGGGCAUGGAGUUGCCCCCGCCCACCAUGAUAGAGGGGCUCGGCGAUGAGGUGACUGUUGUAGUGGGAAUUUUUAUUUUACUCCUUGCACUAAUCCUGGCAUGGCUGUCCACUUAUGUAGCUGAAGGCAGCGAUCCUCUGCUGGGUAGCCUGAUACCCACUGGACGUAGAGAACCUCUCCUAGGGCUCAGUAACCCAGUGCCUCCAAGUCCAGAACCACCAAGGGCUGUGGAGCCUCAAGUAGAAAAACCAGAAGAAGGGGAUCAAGGCGGUGAGCAAGAUACAGAUACCGAUAAUGCCACCCUUGAUCAGAUGCUGGAUAUCCAAGGAGUGCCUAAGCGUGGUCAGCCAGUGCCCCCAGUGAGUGAGGAGGAGGAAUUGCUGGGAGCAGGAGAUGCUGCAGGUCAGGAUAGUUCUCAGGGAGUAGCUAGAAGUCAAGGUCCUGAAGAAGAAGGUAAAGAGCAGGAUAACAGUAUUGGACAUAGAAGUAUAGGCAGAGAUCAUGAAUGGAAGAAGAAAGGUGAAGCAGUCCAGGAGCAGGCCCAGCCAGAAGAAGGAAUGAUCACAGUUAGGCUCAAGUUCCUGAACGAAACCGAAGAACUGGCUUUGGUGAGGCCGGAUGACACAAUUGGCACAUUAAAAAGUAAAUACUUUCCGGGUCAGGAGCCGCAAAUGAAGCUCAUCUUCCAGGGACAGCUUCUUCAUGACUCCACCCAGACCUUGCGCUCCCUCCAUAUUACAGACAACUGUGUGAUCCACUGCCACCGUUCUCAGGCCACUGUCUCCUCCUCUCCUGUAGGACCUGAAUCAGGAGGGACUUCCCAGGAGCAUGCUGGCCUCACGCCGCCCAUCGGGAACCUGAUGAUCCCAGUCUUUGUGGUUAUGUUGGCACUGAUCUGGUAUUUCCGGAUCAAUUACCGUCAGUUUUUCACGGCUCCGGCCACCGUCUCCUUAGUGGGGGUCACUGUAUUCUUCAGUUUUUUGGUCUUUGGCAUGUAUGGACGAUAAGAGAGAGCUUGGGCAAUGAGGGUACAGGAACAUUGGACUAUUGGGUAGAAUGACUAUGGGAUGAACCAAGAAAGCCUCUGAUAUGUAUUCUGUAUCAGUUCACAGUACCUUAAUCAGACUUAAUCCGGUGGUACUAUGAUUUUAUGCGGUAUAAAAUUAUUGUGCGGUAUCAGAUAUGCCUAUUGUCAUGGUGCCCUGAUCUAUCUCUAAAGGCCUUGUUUAAUAGGUCCAUAGUAUGCCAUACAUCACCCCACAACCUUUAAGACGCAAUGCAGGCAUUGAGGUCAUUGCUGUGCUGUAGAGGAAGUGGCACGGUUUUAUAUCUUGCAGGCAUGGUCUCAGACUAUGAAACCACUCAUACCACCUCCAGAAGAAAAGGCAUCAUACUGUACUGGAAAUAAGACUCCUGUAAAGGUGGAAUUCUGGUCCUAAAGCAAUAUUUAUACAUUCUAUUACUGUGUGCCACCUUAAAAGUCAAAUUCAGACCAUAAUAUAUGGCCCUUGCACAUGGUCUUUCUGGAGAUCUUGAGUUCUUUUCCACAUCUUGUAUGACAUUCAGAUGAUGCAUGUUAACGCUGAGCAAACCACAGAUUUGGGGAAUUGUGUGCAUGUUGUGAUGCACUAUUUUAGGACCCACAUAGGUUUUAUUAUAGCAGUAUAUGCACUUCAUCUCAUUGAGAAGACUGCUUCAAAAAUGGGGAUGGUACUACACCCCCUGAUAAUCCUCAUCGUUUGGCCUACUACGUGUCAUUCAGGGUUCAACCAGACACCGAUGGGGUGGUCGUUAACUAAAGCCUUGUGAUCACAAUCUGGAGUCCAUUGACUUGUCUUACAAUCCGAUCUUAUUAUUAUUUAUCUGUGCUGUAUUGUUGAUGGAGUGAAAAUGGUGAGACCUGUAGAUGUUUCCAUGAAGGACAAAAAGUAAGACACGAGAGCAUUGCUGAUGAGAAGGUUGCAUCACCCCCUCUACUUCUUCCUAUCCAGGAGGGGACAGGGGGGAUGGGUUUGAUCAUUUCCAUCCUAUUUUAAACUUAAAUCUACAGGGUUAUAUGAAUAAAAUAAUUUUGCUUCUUCAUGAACUGGAUUUG